Molecule: messenger RNA, 768 nt
Organism: Endocarpon pusillum Z07020
Lineage: Eukaryota; Fungi; Ascomycota; Eurotiomycetes; Verrucariales; Verrucariaceae
Exons: 1
Coding region: 1-768 (255 amino acids)
Source: RefSeq, a predicted model, not a curated record
AUGGAUGUAGCCGCGACUUCUGCCAAUGACAAUGCAAUCAACCCCUUCGCUAAAGACGAGAAAAAUGAAGACCCAAAGCAGAUUGUCCCUGACAUCGAACAACUCGCGAUUGAUCCUCACCCCAUUCCUACACCAAUUCUCAACAAUGACGAGCAUAAGAGCGAGGAAGAUGUCGACGCCUCCGACGACGAAGACGGCCCGACUCUGACGCUGCCCCUAGAGGAAGACGUUCUCCGCAAAGAUCACCUGUUCGCCUUUCGCAACAAAACCUCCGAGCCGGUGCCAACCAAGACCUACCGCCCAUCAGAGCAGCAGCUGCUGCAGGAGGGUAAGCUCGGCGACUCACAUUUCUCUGCGCGACUGAAGAAGGUAAAGUUUGGGCGCUAUGCAACCGAGACAGGAGAACGCGUGCCAGCGUGUCUGAUCCUGGUCCGGGUAGACUUCAUACCUAAAAGUCGCGGAUGGUUUCGCUUUCGGGAUGCUAAUGUCGAGGUCGCCUUUACGGAUGGGCCAGGCGCUGUGAGCAACAGAACCUCUGCCGACGAUGAGGACGUUGACGACGACGACGAUGGUGACGACAGAGUUUACACUGGUCCGCUAGUCCUCAAAUUCUACCCCGACCUGAUCCGAGGGCACACGCAAUCCGCCUCGGAGCAGUUCAAUCUCUCGUUCAACGUGCCCCUCGCACCCCUCCCUGCAGGCUCUCCCUUCAUUGCACGGGCGGCUCAUGGGCGAGCCGGAGACGCGCGUCAAGUGGAAGAUGCAUGA